AUGGCCUCCCAGUGCAGUCUUAACACUGAGGCUCAGAGCGUCGAGGGUCAACAGCGGGAUGCUGUUUCGAAGAGAGGCGGUGUUUUCACAUCCGUUUUCUGUCGAGUUUCACAGUUUUGGCCAGUCAGCUUUGUGGUACGUGGUUUUCGUGGCUUGUGGUGGCUGUUUGGGUUCUCCUCUCCCAGAAAGGCCCUCCUCCCUCAUCCAGAGGCGGGAAGUUCUCCGGCUGCACGGCAGUGCAGGACAGGCCGAAAGCGCCUGUGGUGGGCCUCACGCCUACUGCUAGCAGUCUUGCCCCGCAGGGUCCAGGGACUGCUUGGUUUCCCUGUCUGCACCAGCAUUGGCUGCUCUGUGUCCCCAGAGGUGCGCUGCUCUCCCACUAAGCCCUGUGGGAAAGGCAGUAAGCGGAAACAGGAUGACAUGGAUGAAGAUGAUGAGCCAGAGCAGCAGUCCUGGGUGGAGGCUCUAACCCAGGAGCUGACUGAUGAGGACCAUGCCGAUGAUCCAGACUAUGAACCCAGUGCAGUUGAGACGGACAGUGAGGAGUACAGGUCCCACAAUGACACGGAGAGUGAUAUUGAAGUGGAGAAGGGUGUUGUUGUGAUCAAAGAUUUGGAGAAGGGAGUUCCCCCUGAGGCAUAGUGAUGGCAGAAUGGCAUGCUGGGUGUUGCCAAGAGCGUCCUGUCUUGCCAGUAGCGUUUUCCUUUUUUG
Colossoma macropomum (tambaqui) is the source of this 711-nucleotide messenger RNA. RefSeq names its product oogenesis-related gene (gene org). The record is from RefSeq and is a predicted model, not a curated record. Bases 1 to 642 code for a protein of 213 amino acids. The transcript is spliced from 7 exons. Lineage: Eukaryota; Metazoa; Chordata; Actinopteri; Characiformes; Serrasalmidae.